Scedosporium apiospermum is the source of this 3576-nucleotide messenger RNA. RefSeq lists its product as uncharacterized. The transcript is spliced from 2 exons. The record is from RefSeq and is a predicted model, not a curated record. The coding region runs from base 1 to 3576 and encodes 1191 amino acids. Lineage: Eukaryota; Fungi; Ascomycota; Sordariomycetes; Microascales; Microascaceae.
AUGAUGAACAACGUUCGCGACCCGUCUAGGCUUCGCCUGGGCCUGAACCCACUACUUACAACCUCUAUUGCGCCUGCUUACCCUCAACCCGCCCCGCUCUCGGCCAUCUCGUUGAGCUCCAAUGUGCAAUACCCUCUGCAGACCCCGGUGAGCGCAAUUCAACCAUACAACCCGCAGGAAUGGGUUGCGUCUCCCAUGGCAGGCCCAGAGCGGAGCCAUACCUUCGGUCAUGAUCAACAACCCGUUUCGCCUCCCCCUCCGCCACCUUACAGUCCUCCAAGAAGCCAGCAACCUGUAACCCAGCCUUUCGAGCCUGUUACCGCCAACACCUCGGCCGCGCGCAUUCCUCCGUCGAGCCUCAAUGCCCACAGACCUUCUCCUGACCCUCCAGCACCCACCACAAACUUUCCGCCUCCACCUAAUUCCUCUGGCCGGGGUGGGUCAAGGGAGCGGAGGUUCGGUCUGCCAUCUCUCACUCGCCGACGAGACCAAGAACGCGAUCAGCAUGCUCAGGAUCCGUCUGCGAGACACUCCAUGUGGGGUCUCUCAAUUCAAAUUCCUUCUCAGCAAGAACAGCAGAGGAUCAAUGCCACCCAUCCCCAUAUCGCUCCUCCAAGUGCCCGCCGAGCCGCCUCUGCUGGCGCAAUCGAAACGCCGACAUCCGCCCGGUCCCGACCGAAUUCGCGGUGGGAACCGGGCAUGCCCCUUCCUCCUCCUCCACCCGGGCCCCCGCCGUCGCAGUCAAGGUCACAGAGUCUCCAGCCCUCUGACAGGAGUAGCGUGCCCGUUGCCUCUCCGCCAACGAGACGGCCGCCGCCAAACGGAGUGACGGCCUUGGGCCCCGUGCCGCCUACACCCGCCAACUGGGUCGACGAGGAGAGCACCCCAAAUCAAGCGAAUGACCCAUCGCGCCUCCAGUCCCCUCCACAGGCCGUCGACGCUUCCAGUGUCCAUAGCUCGAACCAACCAGAGGAGUCGGUUGCGUCGUGCACAAGCUCAGGAGGUAACCUGACAAGAACUGGUGCCGUCAGGCAUGACAAGACCAUCAUCCAAAGACGCGCCGAGAGCAGGACUAGGAGGAAUUCCAUAAAUCCAGAUGACACCUCGCUUUCGGUUUCUGAUAUUGUAGUCCCUUCUUCGACAACCCUCUCCUGUCGACUGACAAUUAACAAAUCUACUCCAAGAAGUGCUGGUAGGGCAAAUUUUGAAGCCGGGGAAAGCUCCAGCCAUGCUCCGCGAACAAACUUGACUCCACGGCCUCUGGGGUCAUCUCAAAUAUCUCAAACUGACACCGGCACUCCGCCGUUCUCACCACGAGGUCUCAAAGCGACUCCCGCCACUGCCGAAGCGUCUCCUUCCAAUGCGCCGAAAACUCAUCCGACACCACCGCCGCGGACAAGAUCUACGUCCUCCGAUGCCCGUCUCGCCACACCAGCAGAGAGUCUGCGCCCGCCUCCAUCGGGCGCGUCGCUCCCGCCCACGAGGCAAGCGAUUGUGAUGCAGUCUUCAGACCAGUUUACCAGGGAGACCAUUGAUCGAUUCAAGCUAUUCGCCAUGCGGGAGGCUUCUGCCGAAACGGAUGCGGAACGAGUACGGCUUUUUGCGGACUUCAUCGUCAGCGAGUCGCGGAUACGUCGUGAGAGGUAUGGCGGAGCGAUCGCUGCUAUGGGCUCCGAAAUUUUCGAUCUCACGAGAGACCUCUUCCGCCCCAUGACGGCGCGGAGAGAGUCGGGGACGUCGUGGUGCGGGGAUUCGACACCCCAAUCCGCGGCACCUAAUUCAGCGCAGCGCAUGUUGAUACAUCCCAAUCAACCCGAAGGUGCGACUAACUCGGCGCCUCCGUCGGCUACGCUCCCACAAUCCCCAGCGCCCGGGGGCACACCUACGAAUGCGAACUGGGGCACUAAUGGAUACAUGCCUUCGCUGUCGCCCAUCCUCAGCAUGAGCAAUGUGGACGAAUCGGAUUCUAGAGGGCGGCCGGCAAGUCGAUGGUGGGAAGCAGAUUCUUCAGGCGAGGCCAACCAACGCCUAGAAAGGUCGAAGAGGGAAUCCAAGUAUAUGGGCGUCCCGAAGGAAGCUCGCGAGGCUUUGCAGUGGGUGGACAGCCCUAGACGUGCUGACCAGUACCCGCCAAACGAUUCGGGAUCUCCAAACGAUUACCCUCCAGAGAAGGCAGGCUUGAUCGACCAAGAGCAGGUCCGAACCCCGCAGAACUUCCGCCACUCCGCACUUAGCAUCGCAACAGCAUCCUCACAACCGAGCACUCCGAACCCGUCGCACCUCGAUAUAUCGAGACUGGUAACACUACCCCCGCCAUAUCCUAGGCACCACCCCGCAGUCAACAAUAAUCAUCCAGACCUACAAGAGAUUCGGGCCGUGGUUCGGACUCUCAGUGACCUCGAGGAAGUCAAAUCUACCAAGGAAAGGUUUUUAAAAGAGAGCGACCGGCGUCGGCAGGAGCUUAAGAAGCAAGCGGCGGAGCAUCGACAGGCCCUCCGAAUCAACUUGCAGGAAGAGAUCAACUCCGGAAAUAUGUCAUAUGCGGAAGCGGCCGCCAUCGAUGCCGAUGCCACGGAGGCCGAGAAGGGCCGGACGAAAGAGCUGGAGAAGGUCGAUUUUGAGAAGUUCCAGAAGCAGGUCGUCGCGCCGAUCAACGAGCUCCUCACCACGAGAAUUGCGCGCUCUACCCAGCUCCUCGACGAUCUCUCCGGUGGGCUAUUCAAUAAUAUCGAGAAUGCCGCGGAUAUGCCACAGGAGGAAGGAGACGACAAGCCCGAACUUCUCGAAAAGCUGACGCUACUGAAGUGGAUUUUCGAAGCGCGGGAAACGCUUCACAAGGCGAUUUAUGAUUUGCUCAGUGACCGUAACGACCGAUAUAAGGCCGUAAUCACGACCCCCUACCGGCUUUCGGGCAACGUGGAGAAGCUGCGUUCUGCCGAGGCGUUUUUCAAGGAAGACGCGGCGAAGAGAGCGUACGUCUUCGCAACCGAGGUACUCACGCGGAUGGAGGAGUUCGAGAAGGUGAUAUCGGAGAAUGUGUCCCGCGGCGUCGAGGUUCAGCUAUCCGCUUUCUGGGAUAUCGCGCCCAACAUCAGCCGACUCCUCGACCGCAUCCCCAACAACCUUUCGGGAUUCCGUGUGCAGAUCCCCGCCGACGAAUUUGACGAGAACCCGUCCUACCACGAGCACCCUCUCCAGUACCUCUUCAGCCUCGUGCUGCACGCCGAGAAGAGCACCUACCAGUUCAUCGAGUCGCAGACGAACCUCCUCUGUCUCCUCCACGAGGUGCGCGAGGCCGUGACACACGCGAAGAUCAAGGUCAUCGAGGCCGAGGUCGACGAGGACGGCAAUCCUCUGCCGAGCGCCGACAGGGAGGGCCGCGCGAGGCAGAUGAAGGAGAGCGAGGGCCAGAGGCUGACGGACGAUUUGAAGGAGAAAGUGCGCAUCGUUCAGGACCAGUGGAACGAGUCCCUCGGCGAGGCCAUUCGGCAUGUUAAGGAGAGGGUUGGUGGCUGGCUCCUGGAGACUGGUGGUUGGGAUGAGCAGCUUGAGGAUGGCGGUGUGGGCGUCGCUUAA